AUGGAAAGGGAGGAGCCAGUGCUUCCCUCUGCCGCCGCCACCAGUGAGGAGGACUCUGGGCUGGUGGUGUCCCCUCCCGCGGCAACGCGGUGGCCCACGUUCCAGUGCGACGACGACCUGGUGGUCGCCCCCGACGAGGCCGCCGCCUACCGCGACUUCCUCCGGCCCAGCGGCACCGCCAAGAAGAUGCUCAUCCAGGCCGUCAAGGACGGCGAGCUCGAAGUGGUCCGCAAGCUCUUCCGCUACUGCGGGGGCCAACAAUCGUCGUCGUCGUCGUCAUCUUCAUCAUCGACGCCCGACGUGCAGGUGGACCUGACCGACGGCUACGGCAAUUCACUGCUCCACUAUGCGGCCUACUACGGCCACGCCCAGCUCGUCGUGUUCCUGGCCCGCGGCGGCGCGACUGUCGACUCCCGCAACAAUGUCGGCAACACGCCGCUCCAGCUGGCCUGCGAGGCGGGGCGCGUUGCGUGCGCCGAGCUGCUGGUGAGCCAGUGCGGGGCCGACGUGCGCGCUGCCAACAUGACCGGCUGGACGCCGCUGCACACGGCGGCCCACGCCGGGUCGGCCGACUGCGCGCGACUGCUGGUGGAGGCCGGCGGGGCCGACCUUACCCAGGCCCGCACCCGCGGCGGCUCCACCCCGGCCGACUGCGCCAAGGACCACCCCGACGUCCUGGCCUGGCUCGCGAGCUUGGAAGCAUAA
Messenger RNA from Acanthamoeba castellanii str. Neff, 705 nucleotides. RefSeq names its product ankyrin 2,3/unc44, putative. Bases 1 to 705 code for a protein of 234 amino acids. The transcript has a single exon. NCBI's taxonomy places the organism in Eukaryota, Discosea, Longamoebia, Acanthamoebidae. The record is from RefSeq and is a predicted model, not a curated record. Gene Ontology annotation, molecular function: protein binding.